AUGUAGAAAUCCUGGGAAACCUUAUGUAAGAAUCUCAGAAGUCCUUUCCUUUAACAUUUCUUGGAUAUUUAAACUCUCAUCGAUGAACUUGCUCAAUAAAUAGAUCAACCUUAAGUAUCUCAUGAAAUCGCAAUUCAAAUUUAAGAAAUGAUAUCCCAAAUCGUUUAGAUUAUAGAUAUUGAACACUAAAAUCUACUCGAUGGUUUCGAACAGAGUGUCUUGUUAUUUGCAUAAAUAGAUUCAGAUGAUCGUGUCAAGUAGUUUGAAACAUUAAAUCUCAUUUAAGAGUUGUUUAAUAAACUAGCUCUAUCCUAUUUCUAUAGCGAUGAUCUCCUGGAGGAGAAGAAGGUUUAAAUGCCCAUAAAUGAUGGCACUUCGACUUGUUCUGAUUUCUCAGAUGAUAAUUUUGAAGUAGAAGACUUUGAAGCUCAAGUAGCUCAAGAGCUCUUUCAAUAAAUUAAAGGCAAACUACAGGAACCAGAAAUCGAGUAGAAAUGUUACCAAUUCUAAUUUACAAUCUUCUAGGAGGAAUUGAACAUUAUGGACUUUUUUAACGAUUCACUUGAAUUGUAAAUUAAGGAGUAUGAUGUCAUUGUGUUUUUAAAUUAUUCAGGACUCCUCCAGAAAUUGAUGAAUUAUAAGUAGGACAAUCAAUUGGAAUUCUUUGUUGGUCAAUUGUAUAUAAUACUAAACAAAAUUAAAAAUGAUGAAGUAGAUUCAUUGAUAGAAACUAAUUGUUUUGAACUUAAAUACAGUAGACUCUCACAAAGGAAAUUCUUGAGGUGUAAGAUCCUCUCUAACUUAUACACUAAAUUAGUAUAUGAGAAAUUGGAUAGAUGGAGAAAGACUCAACAUAUUCAAGAAAUACAAGGCGAGAAUUUAAAAGCCUUGAGACGUUUCAUUGUUUAGCAUAAGGCUCCUUUAAGUAGAUGGGAAGUCAGUAUUCUAUCUAUUCAAGAUGUUCAAAUCAAUAAUGAAAAUAUUCUUGACAAAUUUCAAAAAUUAGUCAUUGCCCUAUCACUCCCUUAUGACUUGCUUUUAGAGAAUUUCAACAUUUUGGAUAAAUUGUAUGUCAAUUUACAAUAAUUCUAAAAAUGGUUUAAAUUGAGUUCAAUUCCAUUUACAGUCUCUGAAAUCUCUUCACUAUUUAAAGAAGUCAGUUAAACAUAUGGUUACUAUACUAAUUCAGGUAUCAAAGUUAUUCAAAGGGUUGAUUUCUAUUAGUUUUUAGAAGCUGUUUACGCUCCUAAUUAAAACGAAAAGACUGCCAAGGAAAAGCCUGAAGUAAAAAGUGUCAAAUAUAAUGAUGAAAUUACUAUCCAACAGUAUAAUCGUCACCUAUAACUUAAAGUCAAUGAUUUGUAAUUAUAACUUAAUCAAAAAAACGCGACUGUCGAUUAACUAAAAAAGGCUCAACAGGAAACACAAUAAACAACUAGAAUCAAGACCAAAUCUAAUAAUGAGAUAAAGGAUAAGGAAUCUGAAAUCAAAAUUGAACUAUUACAUUAAGCAGAAAUCAACUCCAUUAACAAUGAAACUUAGUAGCAACUUAAAGUAGUAGAACUUAAAUGGAAAAAUAAAACCAAAGACUUGUUGUUUGACUUAGAAAAUAAAGAUAAAUAGAUUGAUCAAUAUCGACAGCAAAUUGAAGCUUUAAUGAAAGAACUUGAAUGGGUAAAAACAGAAAGAAAGACCAAAUGA
Messenger RNA from Paramecium tetraurelia, 1701 nucleotides. RefSeq lists its product as uncharacterized. Lineage: Eukaryota; Ciliophora; Oligohymenophorea; Peniculida; Parameciidae. The record is from RefSeq and is a predicted model, not a curated record. The transcript has 2 exons.